This is a messenger RNA of Micropterus salmoides (largemouth bass), 2133 nucleotides long. It is a transcript of the gene gck, whose product is annotated as glucokinase (hexokinase 4). The coding region runs from base 111 to 1562 and encodes 483 amino acids. Gene Ontology annotation, biological process: intracellular glucose homeostasis; regulation of insulin secretion; glycolytic process. The transcript is spliced from 10 exons. NCBI's taxonomy places the organism in Eukaryota, Metazoa, Chordata, Actinopteri, Centrarchiformes, Centrarchidae. Gene Ontology annotation, molecular function: mannokinase activity; glucokinase activity; ATP binding. The record is from RefSeq and is a predicted model, not a curated record. Gene Ontology annotation, cellular component: mitochondrion; cytosol.
UCAUUCAGUGGUAUUCACACUUCACUGACUCUGCACACACACAGGGUGGACACACACUCACCGCAAACCUAGAAACACACACAGAGACUCAUUUAGUGAAACCUGUGAAGAUGCCGUGUGUCUCCUCUCAUCUCGACCAGAUUGUGAAGAUGCCUUGUAGCUACAGCUCUGUAGUUGAUAAACUUCUCAUGGUAGAACAGAUCCUGUCAGAGUUCAGGCUGAGUAAGGAAGAGCUAAAAGAAGUCAUGAAGAGGAUGCAGCGUGAGAUGGACAGAGGACUGCGUUUAGAGACUCAUGAAGAGGCCAGUGUCAAAAUGCUUCCAACUUAUGUCUGCUCCACCCCCGAGGGAUCAGUGUGUGUUUUGACAGAGGUAGGCGAUUUCCUGGCUCUGGACCUGGGCGGGACAAACUUCCGUGUGAUGCUGGUGAAGGUGGGUGCCGAUGAGGAGAGGAGCUGGAAGGUGGAGACCAAGAACCAGAUGUACUCUAUUCCUGAAGAUGCCAUGACAGGCACUGCCGAAAUGCUAUUUGAUUACAUAGCAGAGUGCAUGUCAGACUUCUUGGACAAACAUCAUCUCAAGCACAAGAAGCUUCCUCUGGGUUUUACCUUCUCCUUUCCUGUACGACAUGAGGACCUUGACAAGGGUAUCCUGCUUAACUGGACCAAAGGCUUCAAGGCUUCUGGGGCAGAAGGGAACAAUGUUGUGGGUUUACUCAGAGAUGCUAUCAAGAGACGAGGGGACUUUGAGAUGGAUGUGGUUGCCAUGGUGAAUGACACAGUAGCCACCAUGAUUUCCUGUUAUUACGAGGACCGCAGCUGUGAAGUCGGGAUGAUUGUUGGUACUGGUUGUAAUGCGUGUUACAUGGAGGAGAUGAGGACUGUAGAGCUAGUGGAGGGGGAGGAGGGCCGGAUGUGUGUGAACACAGAGUGGGGGGCAUUCGGAGACAACGGGGAGCUGGAGGAGUUCAGACUGGAGUACGACAGAGUGGUGGACGAGACCUCAAUUAACCCCGGACAGCAGCUUUAUGAGAAGCUGAUCAGUGGGAAGUAUAUGGGUGAGCUGGUCAGGCUUGUUCUGAUGAAGCUGGUGAACGAAGACUUGCUGUUUAAUGGUGAAGCCUCAGAGCAGCUGAAGACACGUGGCAGCUUUGAGACGCGCUACGUCUCACAGGUGGAGAGUGACACUGGGGAUGGAAAGCAAAUCUACAAUAUCCUGUCUUCGUUGGGUGUUCUGCCGUCAGAGCUGGACUGUGACAUUGUGCGUCUGGUCUGUGAGAGUGUUUCCACUCGCUCUGCUCGUAUGUGUGGUGCAGGGCUUGCUGGUGUGAUUAACCUGAUGCGAGAGCGACGCAGCCAGGACGCCCUGAACAUCACAGUGGGGGUUGACGGAUCUGUCUACAAGCUGCACCCAUGUUUCCGUGACAGGUUCCACAAGAUUGUCAGGGACCUCACGCCUCACUGUGAGAUCACCUUCAUCCAGUCGGAGGAAGGGAGCGGUCGAGGAGCUGCUCUUAUCUCAGCAGUGGCCUGUAAGAUGGCUGCAUGUAUGCUGUCACAGUAAAAGGAGCUGAGCACUGAGCUGUCUCCCAGCAGGACAGCAGUGAGUCAAGCCUGAACCCUGAUCUGAGAACACUGAUGACAUGUCAUCCAUAGUCUGCAGCUCUGGCCUUUUUCGGGCUCUGAGCUAUGUGUGUCAGCAAAGUGGAUGCUCAAUACUGGAAGAUGUACAGAAAAGCAGCAAACAACUUGUAUUAUAGACUGUAUUUGGUAGUGGUAGACCAACAUGUGGCAAUUUCAUUGUUUUGAACUUUAUGAAUUGUUUUACUGUGACAGACUGGCCCAUUUAAAAAUGGCUGAUGUAUUAUUGGUAAUACAACACAAGGAUUCUUUUUAUAAAUGCUGUUGUAAAUUAUGACUAAAUCAAAUUCCUUGCUUUGUUGUGUAGUAAUUCCUGUUUGUAAGCAAGGAAAUAUUUAUUUGGUAUUGUAUAUUAAAAUCUUAUGUUUACAACCUUUUGUGUGUUAGCCAGUAGGUUGUAGUUUUUCACAUGUGUAUGAUGAAAUGUGUUUUGAAUGUGAAUAAGCUUAACUGUAAAUAAAAUUGCUAAAUUAAAAAAAGUAUUGAGUGUUGUA